Symsagittifera roscoffensis is the source of this 687-nucleotide messenger RNA. RefSeq names its product gamma-aminobutyric acid receptor subunit beta-like. Lineage: Eukaryota; Metazoa; Xenacoelomorpha; Acoela; Convolutidae. The transcript has 5 exons. Gene Ontology annotation, biological process: monoatomic ion transport. The record is from RefSeq and is a predicted model, not a curated record. The annotation marks the transcript as partial. Gene Ontology annotation, cellular component: membrane.
UUUCAGGACUUGUGCGUUCGUAUUGACUUGGGCGAGCGGAGCAAAGACAAGUUCUUUUUACAAGCAGAAGACAUCCCUGGGAUAUUAAACGACAAAAGCUUCCAGGACGAGCAGGAGUGGGACAUCUUCAAGAUGGUGCAGACGGGAGAGAACAAUGCCCAGGCGGAGCCGGAUGACGAGGAGCCGGAUGGAGUGCUGGUGCUGAGGUGCAACGUCAAGAGGAAGUUCAACUACUUCCUCUACAACUGCUUCCUAGUCAUGCUGUUCUUCGCUGUGAUGUCGAUGUGUAACUUUGCGAACAAGCCGGAGAACGUGCAGUUCCGACUGGCCGGUACCCUCACUCUCGUGCUGACCAGUGUCGCGUACAAACUCAUGCUGUCCAACUCCCUCCCCACCAUCUCCUACCUCACUCUAGUCGACGUCUACGUGUUGUUCAGCGUGUUCAUGUUGACGUUUCUGGUGGUGGCGUUCGCUGUGCUGCACACAGUGUACAGACACUUCACCUGUUGUCUGGAGGAGGAGGAGCUAGUCCAUCUAGCCUUCAGACUCGACAUCAUCACCAUGGCUGUUCUGGCAGGCAUACAUGUGAUGUGGAACCUCUCUUUCGGACUAUACGCCUUCCACAAGACUCGCCAAGUUACAGACAAAUUAAAGGAAGACGAAGCCAUCUACGCCGAAAAAUUAUCA